UGGUGUUCAAAUUAUUCUAUUUUCUAUUAUUAUUUUUUAGGCUUAAUCUUAUUUUUCAAUACCUUUUUUUAAAUGUUCUAGCUGAUGAUAGUCAACAAAUAAAACCAACACAGUCUGACAUAUCUACCACCAGCAAUUAUAUUAUUGUUUUUAAACCAAAUAUAAAGUCACUUAAAAUCAGAAAUCAAAUACAACGUAUGAAACUGCAUCAAGUCACGAAUAACAAUCAUGUAAAUUCUACAAAUGCAAUAUAUAAUGACACACCUAGAAUGAAUACUGUCAAGACAGAUUCAACUCAUAAUUUUACACACAUUAAAUAUAACAGUAUUGGAAAAUUUAGAUGGUAUACAGGAAAAUUUCAUUCAGAAGAUAUCGAAAAUUUGCUAAAUACAAAUGCCACUAGAAAAAAUAUAACUAAUAAUAUCAUGUUUAACGAAGAUCAAAAUGAACCAAUUCAUUAUUGGAUCAAAGAUGUUACCUUUUCAUUGCAAGAAUUUAUACAAACAAAUCCUCCUAGUUGGGGUCUUGAUAGAAUAGAUCAGAGGGAAGGCACAGAUGGUUAUUAUAAAUUCGCUUCUGAUCAGGGGAAAGGGGUUACAGUCUAUUUAAUGGAUUCGGGUAUUCUUGAGGAUCAUGUUGAUAUCGCUGGUCGAGUAACAAUAGGGAAAACAGUAGUUGGAGAUCCGGACGAUCCAUUCGAUUCUAAUGGACAUGGUACAUUUGUUGCCGGCGUUUGUUGUGGAACAAAAUAUGGCGUUGCUAAAGGAGCAAAUAUUGUAUCUGUGAAAAUUCUAGAUAAUGAUGGAAAUGGACAUCUUUCAGAUAUUUUAAUAGGCCUUCAAUGGAUAGUUAAGCAACACAUAUCUCAAAAGAAUGCUAAAAGCAUUGUCAAUCUAUCUUUGGGCUCUUUUUACAGUCAAGUUACAAAUGAAGCGAUUCAAGAAGCAAUCUCACUUGGUAUACAUUUUUCAAUUGCAGCCGGUAAUUAUGGUGAAGAUGCUUGUAAAUAUUCACCAGGUUCAACACCAGGUGCAAUUACAGUUGGUGCAAUAAACGAAGAUGAUUCUGUUUCAUAUUAUUCUAAUUUUGGCAAAUGCGUUGAUAUUUUUGCUCCAGGUACAAAUAUCAAAUCUAUUUGGCAUACAUCCAAGACAGCAACAAAGACAUUAACAGGCACUUCAAUGGCAGCACCACAUGUAGCUGGAACAAUGGCAAUAUUUUUAUCACAAGCUGACUAUACACCUUCUCAAUUAAUGAACUAUCUGAAAAGUGUAUCAACGUUAAUUACAGAAGACUUUACCAUAAAUAAUACAGGCAUAUUUUAUAGCGAUAAUAAAACGAUUAUUGAUAAUGCAAUUUACACAGGCUAUGAAGUAAAAGACCGUAUGGAUCGAAAGACAUUUGUUAAUGUAUUAUUCAGUCAACCUAAUGACAGUCAACCAUUUUGGAUUUAUGGGCAAUCAUUAAAUCAAGCAGCUUCUUUACAAAAAUUUACUAUAUCAUCAUUGUUAUUCAUCAUUACAUUUUUAGUUAUUUUAUAAAAAAAAAAAAAUACAUGUAC
Messenger RNA from Cokeromyces recurvatus, 1561 nucleotides. RefSeq names its product peptidase S8/S53 domain-containing protein. NCBI's taxonomy places the organism in Eukaryota, Fungi, Mucoromycota, Mucoromycetes, Mucorales, Mucoraceae. Bases 198 to 1541 code for a protein of 447 amino acids. The transcript has 7 exons. The record is from RefSeq and is a predicted model, not a curated record. Gene Ontology annotation, biological process: proteolysis. Gene Ontology annotation, molecular function: serine-type endopeptidase activity.